GUUCUGCCUAACCUUUUUUCCUAUAAAUUUAGUGUUUGGACCAACAUAAAUGCAAAUACUUAAUCCAAAGUAUAUUUUAUAUUCAGAAAUUAUGGAAACAAAUUGAAAAAUGUAUGACUGCUUGCCUAAUCUCCACAAUAUAUAUAGAAUGCUGAAUAACUUCCUAUUACUUUGAUGUUUUACUUUUGAAACACGACCCGAUAUAUUUGUAAAAUCAGAUAUAUACAUCAAAUUUGGUGUAAAGAUUUAUUCAAAAAAAGUGGUAUAUGCAUAUUGUUAUUUUUAGAGAAAAUAGUAGUAUAUGUAUAUUGCUCUCAGUUUACACUUACAUUUAAUGAUCCCCUUAUAUUUUCUAUAUUUUUUUCUUUGGCCAAUUAAUAUAUUUCUUUCAAAGUAAUAGUAUUACACCUUUUUUUUAUAGUAUUACACUAUUACAUCGUGUAUAUAUGUAUAUAUUACAAACUAAUGUUGUUAUUUUAAUUUGAGAAAUAUGAAGAUGAAGACAAAAACUAUAUAACGAAGUUUGUUAAUAUGUUGUUAGUAAAAGAAAUGUUAAUGAAGUGUUAUGAAAACAUAUUUUGAGUAACUUAAAAUUCCAUAAUACAUCAUUGGUUUUCAAUACUUUAAUGUGCGUCACUGCCCAGUUUUCAGUCUAGAAUAUACUUCCCAAAGGUUGGUGUUUAGUUUCAAUAAUGUACAUCUUAAUCUAUUAUUAUUAAAACCAAUUUGUAACAGUAGUUAAGAGAUUGUGCGGUGGAGUCUGCAGGACAAACUUGAAAUAGAAGACUAAUUGCACUUUGCUUAAAAACUCAGUCACACUUUCUGAAGUGCAUCUCAAGCUAUAAAUGAAUAGUUUUAUAAAUAAAAUAAACAAGAAGAGUGUGGUUGAAAAUAUAUAAUUUUAAAUUAAUCAAUACUGAAACCAAAUCUUUUGGAAAAAUGCGAAUAUAUAACAUGGUUUGUAUACGUUGACCACCCAAAAAGAUGAUUCGAAUACAACUCGAUUUGGUUUGCCAUGUUACUUAAACUGGAUGACUAUAUACCCCCAAAAUCAUAAUUUAUAUAUUAUAUUACUAUAUAGUUUAUCUUUGAAUUCGAAUGCGGUUAUAGGGUCACUUUUCACUUUCAGCAAUAUAUACUCCAGUUAAAAUAUAGUUGUUAAAUACGGUAAUAUACUACUUAAUUACGUGUCAUCUUUAUUCUUCACAUAUUUUACAAUAUUUUUUUAUUCGACCAUACAUAUUUUACAAUUGAUAUAUAUUUUUGUUUCGUAUAAUAUUGUCGUAUCGUUAAAACAAAGUUAAAGCAUAUAUACAUAAAAAAAAUAUUUCAUAUUAUUUAAAUCAAAAAUUUAUUUAUGAUAAUUUACAUAAUAAAGAUCAAUAUAUUUUUCACAUUGUUUUUCGAGCGUAUGUAUAUUUUUUUUCAUAUAAUAUAUAUGAUUAUUUUUCGAGCGUAUAUAUAUUUUUUGUCAAUAUUUUCCGGUGUAUACAUAUAUAUUUUUGAAUGACCAUAAAGAAUUAUAUGCAAAAGUCCGUACAUUAAUCUAAGGUGAAUCUCAAGCUAUUUUAAAUUUUUGUUCCGUAUUCUUUUUCUAACAAAAAUAAAAAAAAUUAACCUAUUGAACUUAUAUUCAAUGAAGAAAAUACUUAUAUUCAUUAAACCAAAUUUUCGUUGGUGUAUAUUUACAGAACUUAGUAAAAAUAUUAGACAAAAAUAAAAUCAUUAUAUGCAUGCUCUUUAGGCGCAACACCUCUAGCUGUGAUCCAACGAAGUGAAACAUUCCCACACAAUGGUUAGUUUUUUUUUUGAUAAGUCUUAUCGACUGAUCCAGUCAGUCUCGGAAAAAAAUACACUUAAUAGUACAGACUAAUCCAAAAACGUACCACAUUGCAUGACUCAAAUUUGAAAUAUUUUCCGAUUAGUAUCAGGAGCGAAUCAAAAAUCAAUCAUCUGUUAUGUUUCACCAUGUAAAUCACUUAGAUCGAAGCCCAAGCCUAGACUAGACAAACAGUGAUGUCACACGAUGGUUGUUACAAAAAAAAAACUUCUUACACCAGUCUACUCUUUGCUCCACGCACCUUGGCUUACCAUAUGAUAGACUGCAGCCACUCCCAAAACCGGACCAUUAAACCGCAAACACACAUGAUUUUAACCUUACACCAACUGUAUGCAUCAUCUAAUAAUUAUUUUUCUUCUGCUACAUCCACUGGCAUUUACACCAAUGCAUCUGACCAAAAGUUUGAUCCGACGGCUAAUAUUACAUGGAGUAAAACUAUUUGCUGGAAAAUUUGAAAUGACGUGGCAUUAAAACUCAUCAUUAUUAUUCAACGGACAAGAUUAUAGAUUAUAGAAAUAAAUAAUUUAUUUCUAUAAACUUAUUUUAAAAAACAGCAACAAGAGAAGAAGACUAGCCGUUAUCAAGAGCGUCCAAAAGAGCGCCGCAACGGUCACAUUAUUUUCCCCCGAUCUAUCUAUCUAUCUAUCUUCUACACAACUCCAUUACCAACACAAAACUCAAUAACGAAUCGCUCUUAUUCGAUUCCAGAUCUGUACUUAUCAUCUCCCAUGGAAUCGUUAAUUUCGAAGAAUGUUAAACCGGGGACUCCGGUUAAGGAUCGGAGCAAGUCGUCUCAUCUGGAGAACGCCAACCCUAACCUCUCUCACGCUAAGUCCCCCCUCGCGAAAUCGUCAUCAUCAUCGCCGAUCGUGAAGAGAUCGGCGCCGAAGAAGAAUCAGAGUCCGAAUCCGAAUCCGAAGCCUAGCCAGGCGGUUUUCUCGCCGCGGAAUCGGAUCAGGGAGAGGAGGUUCGUGGUGGUGGCGAAGAAGAACUCGAGGAAAGGGAAGAAGGAUCCGUCGUCGCCAGCCGCGGAGACUAGUACUGUUCGUGAGAUCGAUUGUAGAUGCGGAGAGAGGAAGAGAGGGAACAUGAAGUGCGUUUGCGUCGCGUACGAGACGCUGCGUGCUUCUCAGGAGGAGUUUCUCAAGAAACGAAGCGAGUCCGAGGAGAAGGAGAAGGAGGAAGGAUGUGAUCUUGAAGAGGGAGAAGGUGGAGGAGAGUCCUUGGAGCCGGAGGUGAUAGGCGCUUUGAAGAGGACGAGGGGUAAAGUGGUGGAGGAGUCGAGGAGGAGCGUGCCUGAAUCUGGUAAAGUGAUGAAUCUUGUUGAAGCAUUUGAGAAACUCACUUGCUUCAGUACCAAAAAGGACGAAGAGGAGCAAACCGUUGGGGAUGUGAGAGAGCAAUCUAAGUUGUGGGAGGGAGAGAAAGAGACACACAACACAUGGAGUUCUGCGUUUUGUCCAAAUGAAUUGGUCUUGACGGCUAAGAAUCUUGGGUUAGACCCCAAGGCCUCGGUCUCGUCGUCCUGGGACAGUAGCCACAAGAGUGUUUUGAGUGGGAUGUCAAAUGCUGGGAGGAGAAGCAGAAGAAAUAGCUUGGACUCGUCGACUACAAUGGGAAGCAGAAAAUCGAAGAAGAAGCAGGUUAAGGUUACUUCAUUGAAGCCUUUCAAACUUAGAACUGAGCAAAGAGGUAAGGUGAAAGAGGAAGAGUUUGCCAAGAAGCUCCAAGAGAUAACAAUGGUGGAAGAAAAGAUGAGAAUCCCCAUUGCUCAAGGUCUUCCAUGGACAACUGAUGAACCUGAGUGUCUGGUUAAGCCUCAUGUGAAAGAUAUUACAAUACCAGUUGACUUGACGCUCCACUCAGAUGUUCGGGCAGUAGAACGCGCAGAAUUUGAUCAGCAGGUUGCAGUGAAGAUGAGUUUCAUCGAGCAAUACAAAAUGGAAAGAGAGAGAGAACAGAAGCUGGCGGAGGAAGAAGAGAUAAGAAGGCUGAGGAAAGAAUUGGUCCCAAAGGCGCAACCAAUGCCAUACUUUGAUCGACCAUUCAUUCCAAGAAGGUCGAACAAACAUCCAACUGCGCCAAGAGAUCCCAAGUUUCACAUACCGCAACACAAGAAGAUCAGAUGCUGCAGUUCAUCUUCUUGCAGUGAAACUGGCUCUUACCUGAGCGAUUUCAAUUAUCAAUUUCUCUAGUUUUUGGUUACACUUGCGUUGGUUUUGGUUCUUUCUUUAGAACUGUCACAAUAUGUAUGUUUUUAAAAAUAAAGUCUCCAAAAAUAUUCUUUUGUGUACGCUUAUAUAAACAUUCACCAAUCCUUACUAGCUA
Messenger RNA from Brassica rapa (field mustard), 4168 nucleotides. RefSeq lists its product as uncharacterized. Gene Ontology annotation, biological process: activation of protein kinase activity; regulation of mitotic spindle organization; mitotic spindle assembly. Gene Ontology annotation, molecular function: protein kinase activator activity; microtubule binding. Gene Ontology annotation, cellular component: nuclear microtubule; spindle. The record is from RefSeq and is a predicted model, not a curated record. Lineage: Eukaryota; Viridiplantae; Streptophyta; Magnoliopsida; Brassicales; Brassicaceae.